Cotesia glomerata is the source of this 1206-nucleotide messenger RNA. RefSeq names its product kelch domain-containing protein 10-like. Lineage: Eukaryota; Metazoa; Arthropoda; Insecta; Hymenoptera; Braconidae. The coding region runs from base 1 to 1206 and encodes 401 amino acids. The transcript is spliced from 4 exons. Gene Ontology annotation, biological process: positive regulation of stress-activated MAPK cascade. Gene Ontology annotation, molecular function: protein binding. The record is from RefSeq and is a predicted model, not a curated record.
AUGUCGUUUGACGCACAUACACCGGCCAUGUACUCAUUCAAGCCGUUUGUGUUUGAUCAACACAGAGUAACGAGAAGAGAAUUACUAAGAAAAAAAACAGAUCCUAAAGUAUGUUGCGACGAUAAAUAUCUCUAUAGUUAUGCAACUUACAAUGUUGAUCCAGAUGAUAAAGGUCUCGGUGACUGGUACGUCGAACUAUGGAAAUUUAAUUUGCUAACACACAAAUGGAAGCAAAUAAGGGACUCGCGGAGCCAGCUUUUAGAUAACUCAUUUGAAAUCGGAACGGUAUUUGAGGACGGCAAAAUAUUGAUAUGUUGUGAAGUUGAUACACCUCCAACAUAUUUUUAUUUAUUGCACUGGGAUUUAAAAAUAAAUGAGCUCGAAAUAGAACGAAUAAAUCGUUCAUUACCGGCGAUGGAUCAUGAUCAAAAAUUUGUUAACGAUGAUACGUAUUUAUAUGGACUGGGUAGUAGAGGCAUCGUUAAAAAUAAGAAGAAAAAAGGAAAGCCUGUUUAUUUAGACAGCUUUAAUGUCCAUAGGAUGAAAAUAAAAAGCGGAAAAUGGAAGAAUCUUUAUUUGUGCCCUGACAGCGAUCCGAAUGAUUGGGACUCUGAUGAAUUUGGUCACAUAUUUGCUUUCGAUGGAAAGCUUAUUUAUGUGCUUGAUAAUGACGAGUCGUCACGAGAGCCGCUGAAACCAACUAGAAUUUUAUCAUUCGACUUGGAAACAAAGCAGUGGGAUGAAAUGGAGAUUCACAGAGACUUAGAAAGUAAGCCAGGCAUCCCUUUCGACCGAGGCGAUUAUAGUAUCAUUCAGUACAAAGAUGAAAAAGGUGACAUUAAUGUUAUCUUAACUGGCGGUGAAACUGAUAAAUUUCUAUGCAACGAUAUAUGGAGGCUUAAUCUAAGAACAUUACAAUGGACUUGUGUAAGCAAAUUCGCUGGAGUGCUACCGUAUCGUAUGAGAAAUCAUGUUGCGGCUAUCACACCUGCUGGGAAAAUGUAUUUAGUUGAUGGUUGGGUGGUUGAAAAAAGAGGCGAGGUUGAAAAUUCAACAAUAUUUUCCACCUGGGUAACAAUUCCAAAGUUAACAGAAAUAGCCUGGGAAGCUGUAUUAUUCUACAACAAAGACUUGAAAGAAAAGUCCCAGACAGAAUUAAUUGAUCUAGGUUUACCAUCAAAAUUAAUCAGUCGACUUGUCGAUUAA